Messenger RNA from Lotus japonicus, 793 nucleotides. Its product is annotated as transmembrane emp24 domain-containing protein p24beta3-like. NCBI's taxonomy places the organism in Eukaryota, Viridiplantae, Streptophyta, Magnoliopsida, Fabales, Fabaceae. The transcript is spliced from 4 exons. The coding region runs from base 35 to 667 and encodes 210 amino acids. Gene Ontology annotation, biological process: endoplasmic reticulum to Golgi vesicle-mediated transport; intracellular protein transport; Golgi organization. Gene Ontology annotation, cellular component: endoplasmic reticulum; COPII-coated ER to Golgi transport vesicle; Golgi apparatus. The record is from RefSeq and is a predicted model, not a curated record.
UCAAGCUAGCACUAAUUAACCAAGUCUUAAUUAAAUGGAUUGGUUUUCUAAGAUUUGCACUCUUGUAAUCUUCUUCCUUGGUACCCUUAUCUAUAAUGUGUUCUCUCUCUCAAUCAGUUUAAACGAUGUCGAAUGCGUGUCGGAGCACGCUCAAUCCGGGGACUCUGUGACUGGGAACUUCGUUGUCAUGGACCAUGACAUUUUUUGGAGCUCAGACCAUCCUGGAAUUGAUUUCACCGUGACAAACCCAGGAGGGAAUGCGGUACACUCAUUGAAGGGAACUUCAGGGGACAAGUUUGAGUUCAAAGCGCCACAAAAUGGAAUUUACAAGUUCUGCUUUCACAAUCCUAUGUCUACCCCGGAGACUGUCUCUUUCUACAUUCAUGUUGGUCACAUCCCAAGCGAGCAUGACUUAGCUAAAGAUGAGCAUUUGGACCCAAUAAACGUGAAGAUUGCGGAGUUGAGAGAAGCAUUGGAGUCUAUCAUAACAGAGCAAAAGUACUUGAAAGCACGUGAUAAUAGACAUCGAUAUACAAAUGAGAGCACAAAAACACGUGUUAUCUUCUACACAGUGUUGGAGUAUAUUUUAUUAGCUGUUACAAGCAUAUUACAAGUAGUAUACAUUCGUCGCCUCUUCAGCAAAUCGUUUGCCUACAACCGAGUGUAGGCUUCCUAAUGUUUCAUAGUAGUUCUCAUUUCAUUAUUGUUGUGCUUCUCAUUCAUCUCACUUAUUUUUGUAACUUCUCUGUGAUGAAUUUCUCCAUUUGAGUUUUUUUUUUCUUUAAUAUUUUAG